Molecule: messenger RNA, 615 nt
Organism: Saccoglossus kowalevskii
Lineage: Eukaryota; Metazoa; Hemichordata; Enteropneusta; Harrimaniidae
Product: bestrophin-4-like
Molecular function (GO): chloride channel activity
Source: RefSeq, a predicted model, not a curated record
AUGACUGUGAGUUACUCGCUCAGCACGUCUCGGGCAGGUGUCCUGACGUUCCCACGACUGUUAUUCAGAUGGAGAGGAAGUAUUUAUAAAUUGGUGUAUGUGGAAUUAUUCAUCUAUCUCAUGUUUUACUUCGCAUUGUCGUUCACUUAUCGAUUUGCACUGAAUGCCUACCAACGAACACUUUUUGAAGAGGUGUGCGGGUUUUUCAGUGACAUUUUCCUUGACGUUAUUCCUCUCAGUUUCCUCAUGGGAUUCUACGUGGCACUUGUCGCGGCUCGCUGGUGGAAUAUGUACAGCGCAAUUCCCUAUAUCGAUGGUAUAAGUCAAAUAUUUGCCACCUACAUCCGGGGCAAUGAUGACGUCACGCGGAUGCAGCGUCGGUCUCUUGUAAGGUGGAUCACCUUGACGUCGACCAUAGUAUUUACGUCUGUGUCACCUCCCGUCUUGAAACGUUUUCCAACGUGUCUUCAUCUAGUGAAGGCUGGUGAGUUUCGUUCCCGGGUGACCUCGUAUCAUUUGUGUUAUAUAAGCGCCAUGAGGUAUUGUUAUUUAGUUUUCAAAGGUCGUCCCGCACAAUACAUGUACCCGUUAUUGUUCCGUCUGAAGUCGGAAUGA